This is a messenger RNA of Cotesia congregata, 779 nucleotides long. The record is from the annotation of a GenBank genome assembly. Lineage: Eukaryota; Metazoa; Arthropoda; Insecta; Hymenoptera; Braconidae.
AUGUUGCUUAAUAAUAUUUGUAAAAAUGUUUGUAAUAAUCCACGACUUCGAUAUUACGGGGUGCUUGCUGCAAAUAAAAUAAAAAAAUUAGAAAGCAAUAAAUUACCUAAUUUCUCAUGUUUACAAGAAAAAAGAAUGAUUGAUUCUGUAAUAAAAACAACGAAUUGUGGAGAAAAGAGAUUUUACAGUGCUCUGCCAAAUGAGGAAUUAAAUCCACCAGUUCGACUUUCAGCAUUGACUGAUGAUCCACUGAUAUUGAUGCCUAGUUUUUUUAAAUCCAUAAAAAGUUCUUACAACCUUCAUUUUGUAAUGCAAUCUCAAAUUGAUAAAGAAUUUGAUAUGCACGAAUUCGCUGAUGGAUCCAAGCAAGCUGUUGAAAUGGUAUCACAUACACUUGCUGCAGAAGAUUACGAUAGUCUCCAAGGUUUAGUCACUCCAGAUGUUAUUCAAAAGUUAAGGUAUAAAAUAUCAACGUUAUCAGAAGCACAGAAACAGUUAAUUCCUGUCAAAAAAGAGGAAAUUUAUGGCAUGUUUCCAUACACAAUUGACAUUGUAGAGAAAGAUUGUUUGUUGAAAUAACAAUGACAUAUUAUUGCUUGAAAGGAUUUGGUGAAAUGCAAAAAAGAGGUGAAAUACCGCCACUUCAAAUGGGACUUAUGCCAGAAUAUCGUGAAAAAAUUUUCUUAGUUAACUGCAGAUUCAGCAGAGAGUAUACUGAAAAUGUAUCAUCUUCGUCUUGGGUAAUUAAUCAAUAUAAUGAACUAAUGUUGGUGACCGCG